AUGCUGCGGACUUCAAACCUGAAACGUGUACGGAAACUGGCCAACCAGUAUGAUUUCACUUUUGUAGUGGAUGAUACGAUCGGAAGCUUUGCGAAUGUGGAUGUAAUUGAUGUUGCAGAUAUUGUUGUGACCUCGCUUUCAAAAUAUUUCAACGGGUUUGCCGAUGUUCUUGCGGGCAGCAUUUUCCUAAACUCUAACUUUCCACACUACCCGGAGUUGAAGAAUGCCUUUAAUGCCGAAUAUACCAAUAACCUGUAUCUUGCGGACGCGAUGCGGCUCGAGCUUAACAGUCGGGGCUACCUCGAGCGUUUUACACAGCAAAACGACACUGCCUCCGCUGUUGACUUCCUAUGCCCUUACACGAGUGACGCCAAGAGCACCUUGGCUACAGUCUACUAUCCGAAGCUGGUUCUUCAGCAGGAGAAGACCUGGGCUUCGAGCCAUGGUUUGAGCGAGACGCUAGUGCGCAUUUCAGUUGGAAUGGUGGAAAAACAUAGCAUGUUGGAAUGCGUGAAGAAGGCAUUGCAGGCAGCAGAUGCCACCAGGAAUGCCUAA
This is a messenger RNA of Aspergillus tanneri, 555 nucleotides long. RefSeq lists its product as uncharacterized. The coding region runs from base 1 to 555 and encodes 184 amino acids. Gene Ontology annotation, molecular function: cystathionine gamma-synthase activity; pyridoxal phosphate binding. The record is from RefSeq and is a predicted model, not a curated record. Gene Ontology annotation, biological process: transsulfuration. The transcript is spliced from 3 exons. NCBI's taxonomy places the organism in Eukaryota, Fungi, Ascomycota, Eurotiomycetes, Eurotiales, Aspergillaceae.